Molecule: messenger RNA, 1806 nt
Organism: Symbiodinium sp. CCMP2456
Lineage: Eukaryota; Dinophyceae; Suessiales; Symbiodiniaceae
Source: the annotation of a GenBank genome assembly
AUGAUCGCACGCACCACUGCCUGGCAAGCAAGCACUGAUGGCCGAACAACUUUACUCGAUGCAUUGCAGCGUCUAUUCAAGGCGUAUGAUGUCAGCGAGUCAGGGAAAGUUUCUUGUUCCGACUAUGUCAAGCUGGAAAUACGGAAUGGUUUGGAUCAAGGUGAUCCCCGCAGGAUUCUGCAAGCUUUUCCAAAGAUGUUGAGGGCAGAUUCCUCUGGAUCCGGCAUGUUGAAUUUUUUGGAGUUCUGUGCGACACGGUUGACAUCGAGUGACGGAGCAUCACGCAAGAUUCCUUCGAUUCCGGAGCUGCUCGGUGCCGCCAAGCGCGAUUUGGCGAGCACCCUGUCCGAGAGGUGGCGAAUGGGAGCAUACUAUUGCGUGGAAAUCCGUCACGAGCUUCGAGAGGUGUUUGCCAGUUGGAAAGCGGACAGUGCCGUGUGCCUGUCUCCCUGCGACUGGGUUCUUGCAGCAAGACUUGUCGAAGCGGAAUGCGACAACAUCCUGAGCGCGAAGUGGACGGGCGAGGCAUCGUUUGCGGAGGCAGAUCGGGAUCGUGAUGGGCUGUUGGAUUUGGAGGAGUUCACUUGGUUUAGCUGCAAUGUAUUGGAAGAUUUCUUCGAACAAGAUCUCUCUGCUGCACUUCAGAUGUUGCGGAAAGUGAGGUCACAUCCUGACACCCGCACCCCGACUUUGAGUGUGAAGAUUGCAGUUUACAUACCACAAGCUUUCGGAGCCUUCCAGUUGCCGACGCAAGCCCAGCACCUCGAGUCUGCCUAUCGACAUGCUCUAGAUUUGGAGCUACCAAGUUCCAUUACACGGCUGUCAGAUUUCCUGACAGUCCUGCGCCUGAAACUUGGUUUGAUCCGGAUGUGGUUUGCAGUUUUCUGGCAGUCAGCUGGUCGCGGCAUGGAGAAGAGACUGGAUCUUCUGUCACCAGAAAACGGCACAAAGCUUCUCCAUGACUUGUUCGAUGCUGCGGCGAAAAAAACGGGCUUCUCAGCGCCUGCGAUCUACGUGUCGAAUGUCAGACCCAGAGCUUUUCAGCUUCAGGACGUGCCUUGUCAGGAACUGGAGCUGAACAGUCUCCGAAUUCAGACUGGUACUCGUUGGUGUUUGGAUUGGGAGCUGCAACUACUGGGAUCGAGUCGCAGUCGCUUCAUUAAGUGUCCCAGAGACUUGCACAUCGCCCUUGGCGACAGCCUGGUCAUCAGCCUUCCUGCAGAAGCACUUGGAAUUUCGUUCAAGAUCUACACGGGCGAUGGUGGCGCGGUCUCCAAGCCAAACCUUGAGCAGGUGCAAGUGCAGAAGGGCAGGAGAGGCAAGAAGGUGAUCCAGGCAUUGGCCGGUGCUGUUCCAGAAGCAGGUACAGGUGGCAAUGAGCUUGUUCCACAGCCUCCGACCGCACCCAAGCCGACGAAAAAGCGGCCACAAAGUGGAGUCUCACAACGUGUUGCUCGACUUCCCGUUGACAGACGACUUGUGUUCGUUGCACAAAGAGAAGGUACUUGCACAUUAUUUGUGGAGCUCAGCUGGGAGCAUCAGGAAGAGCUCUUGGCACAGGGAAUGUUCCCCACACCUGCCGUGGAGGCCUCGGUUGGGAGGAUCGGACCUUUGCAGAUCACCGUGCAGAAGAACGCUCCACCAUUGCCCGAGAUGCAGAAGUCGAAAGGUGUGCUCUGGUGGACUGGAAGCAAGUGGGCAGCCAAACAGAUGAAGUCCAAGCCUCAGCCGGAGUCUCGGGCCAAGACGCCUGGUGAUUCGCCAAGUCCAUCGAGCUGGGCCCGGGCGCCGCCGAAGAGGUCUUGA